Fopius arisanus is the source of this 3102-nucleotide messenger RNA. Its product is annotated as laccase-1. Gene Ontology annotation, molecular function: oxidoreductase activity; copper ion binding. The record is from RefSeq and is a predicted model, not a curated record. Bases 1178 to 2992 code for a protein of 604 amino acids. The transcript has 10 exons. Lineage: Eukaryota; Metazoa; Arthropoda; Insecta; Hymenoptera; Braconidae.
UCAUUCUUGAAUUUUCAGGAAUAUUUUUUCAUCGUACCCUAAAAUAAAUAAAUAAUUCAACAACGAUGUCUACCAUAUUGCGAAAUUAUUCCCAAGUAUAAUUAAUUCCGGAAGUGCAAACAUGAAUUUUUAUUUAAACUCUUGAAAUCUGAUUUAAAAAAAUGUCUAGUCUAUUCACAUUAGGUAUUAAUCUAGAAUAUUAUUCGAUAUGAACUAUUGGGAUUUAUUUUUCAUUUGUACGACAGGACACUGUAUUUAAGUGUGCAUUAGGUGAAAGUAAUGUAUGAUCUGUAGGAACGCAAUGACUGUAUGUGUACAUAUCCAAUGUAUCUAUGUAAGUAUGGAAACAUACAUGCCUGGGAUGUCUGAAAGGUAGCAUCCGUUCGUUGCACUUGCUGUACAUACAUGCCUUUAUAUAUACAUGCUACAUCAUGGACAGUUGACCUCCACUGUACAUAUAUACAUUAUAUAUCAAUUCCAUAUAUGUACAAUGUGAAAUAAAUGAUUUAUCCCCGAUCUCUUCAGGAUCGAAUGUUUGCAAAAAUUGAUUUCAGACUCAUAAAAUGAGGAAAGGACGUUAAAAUGUCGGAGAAGAUUUUUAAAAUAAUAAAGUGAAAGUUUACAGCGUGAGUUGACAAUCCCAACUCUUCCGUGUGCGAGGUAUCGAGGAAAUAUUAUUCUUCAAGAAAUUGAAAAUAAUAAAUGCUGACAGCACUGACUCAUCGAAUAUUCCAAGCAUUUUUUCGGGUCAAUUGCUGAUGGAAUCGGCGUGAAAAAAUCUAACUCUUUAAAAUAUAAUUAUUUUUUUUUUAUAGUUUUGUGAUUAUUAUUUUUAAAAGUGAAACGCAGGAAAAUGCUCGCAUCUUAAAACAUCAUGAGUUAUGGAAUAAUGACAGAAUUACGAAAAUAUUCAUGAAUAUAAGGAAGAUAGCGAAAUUUCUGUAAUAACAUUUUUUGUAGCCCUGAAUCAGUUCUCGAAAACAGGUGAUAAUAAAAAUUUCACUAUCUCCUCUAGAUUCCGAGAUAUUGAUUAAAAACAUGUUAAUAAUAAAAAUUGACUUGUCUUACCGCUUCGACAUCGUAAUGAUACGAAUAAUAAAAUGCGAGGUGUAAGUGAGAGUGAAAUAAUUUCAAGUUCAGAAUUCAAAAUUGAGAGGGGCUGAAGAAAGGUCGUCAGAUGAAAGUUUACCAACGACUAAGGCAAAGAAAACAGACAUUCCUAUCCUGUGACAGGCCCUGCCAUCAUCUCGACUGGCCCAUGAUAUGUCGGGUGAAGUUAACAUUAGAACCAUUUCAUUCUCUCAGCAAAGCAUGUGGUAACUGUCUGGUGAAUGAGACAUCCUGUUUAUCGAAACAUUGUGUAUCCGUUGAUGGAUAUCAACGUGGAAUACUGACAGCUAAUCGACAAUUACCCGGACCCAGUAUACAGGUCUGUGAAAAUGAUAUUUUAGUAGUCGAUAUAGUUAAUAGAUUACCAGGAAGGGCAUCAGCAAUUCAUUGGCGUGGGCAGAACCAGGUGGAGACUCCCUCGAUGGAUGGUGUACCCCUGGUGACUCAAUGCCCAAUAUCAAGCUACACCACCUUUCAGUACAAAUUCAGAGCAUCUGUACCUGGAACACAUCUCUGGCACUCCCAUUCAGCAUCUGACAUGGCGAAUGGUAUAUUCGGGUCGUUGAUUGUUCGACAAGCAGACGUGAGAGAGCCACAUCGUAAUUUAUACGACAUAGACGAUCCUAGUCAUGUCAUUCUCAUCUCUCAAUGGCAUCAUUCACCUCGAGAUGAUUUCACAGCAGAUGUCAACGGCGUAAUCAAAAAAUCCGAAUUAUUACUUAUUAAUGGAAAGGGUCGUCAGCCGCACGAUUAUAAAAUGCCUCUAUCAAUUUUUCAUGUUACACCUGGCAAAAGACAUCGUUUUAGAGUAGCUCAUUCUGGUGGUGCUGGUACAUGUCCUGUUACCUUCCACAUUCAUCAGCACUCGAUGCUCCUGAUUGCCCUGGAUGGUCAUCCCGUGGAACCUCUGCGAGUCCAGAAACUUGCACUUGCCAAUGGGGAGAGAGCAGAUUUUAUUUUGGAAACUACUAGGAGGAAUGAUCAGUACAAUAUUACUGUUCAAACGAUAAAAUCAUGUGGACCUAGUACUGUCGGUGGUUCGGCGAUACUCAAAUAUCAUGCGCUUGAUCAAUUAGUCAGUCGUAAUGAGCCGAUUAUCACGAAGACAGUUAAUAAAAAAAGUACUAAGAUGACAACAAAUCCUGCUGACGAGUGUCAAACAUCUGGAAAUAUCUGCGUUACUGAUAUCAAAGCUCUUAAAAGUCUGCCGAUUUAUUUGAGAAAACCUAGAGCUCAAUUCACAAUCUACUUGUCCAUCAAUCAGCAAACGGUGGUAUCCAAUAUCGCAGGAGAUGUUAAACGAUUGAGUAUGAAUAACGCAAGUUUCAUAUACCCUUCAUCCCCGUUGCUGACUCAGGGUGCCGAUGUUCCGGAGGAUAUCUUAUGCUCUGGAAGUGAUCCCAAUCUGUCUAAUCACUGCAAUAAACAAAAUAAUGGGGUGUCCGAGUGCGAAUGUGUGCAUCUUAAACGCAUUCCAUUGGGGGCCACUGUGGAGAUUAUUAUUUUGGAUCAAGCUGGACGCAAUGAUCUCGUUUAUCAUCUUCAUGGAUAUCAUUUUUAUAUCGUCGGUGGCAGACAUUUUGGGAAGAGUGAAACUCUUGAGAGUAUUAAAGAGAUGGAUGAACGUGAUACAUUAUUUUCACGGAAUUUAGAAUGUCCACCCCUUAAGGACACUGUGAUAGUUCCAAAGUAUGGAGCAGUAGCUAUUCGAUUUAAAGCUGACAAUCCAGGGUAUUGGAUGCUUCGUGAUGAGCAUGCGUCUGAGUGGACACGCGGGCUAGACAUGAUUCUUCAAGUUGGUGAUACAUCUGAAAUGGUUCCACCACCUCAAGAUUUCCCAAAGUGCGGUUCAUUCAUUGGACCCGAUUACUUUCUCAUCUAAACCCCGCGUAUUCCAUCCAAUCAUUUCAUUUUGUAUCCCUCCUUCAUUAUAAUAAACCUUUCAUAAAAAUAAUUUGUACAUAUUACGAAUAAUAAUUGAAUUUUUGGUAA